AUGCGUUUUCGUCCAGGGCCGAAAGACCAAAGUGCUCUCCCAUUGGAUGUGUUCAAGAAAUUCUUUUCACAAAACAUUUCAUUCAUUAUAAUUACUGAAACGAAUCGUAAUGCAAAGGACGUGAUAGCAAAAUGGAAUGCAGUUAAUCCUACUAAACAGCCCAAAGUAUGGGUUGAUAUGACAAGCACUGAAUUGGACGCAUUUAUUGGUAUUCUAUUAGCUGCUGGUGUUACGCAUAACAAUAUGAUUGAAGCAGACAAAUUAUGGGGUCUACAUCGACUACCAAUAUUUCGUGCUGCAAUGCCAUUUCAAAGAUUUCGAGCAAUAAAAAAAUUUAUUCGUUUCGAUGAUAGCAGUACGCGUGCAUUUCGACAGCAAAUUGAUAAGGCUGCACCGAUAACUGAUAUUUGGAAUUUUCUUAAUGAAAAUUUAGCGAAUAAUCACUCUCCCAACGAAUGUGUUACAGUCGAUGAACAACUUUUCCCGUACAGAGGUCGAACAAAAUUUACCCAAUACAUCCCUUCGAAACCUGCUAAAUACGGUAUAAAAGUUUGGUGGGCGUGCGACGCAAAAACUAAAUAUCCUUUACAAGGAAUACUGUAUAAAGGAAAAGAAGGUGAGAUGCGAGAUGAAAACCAGGGAGAGAAGGUGUUGUUGAAAUUAGCCAGUCGGUAUGCUAAUACAGGCCGCACAAUGAUCGCUGAUAACUUUUUUGCCACCCUAGAAGGAGUAAAAAAACUCCAAACCAAUGGAAUAGCGUUUGUUGGUACAAUUCGUGCAAACAAGCGCUGUGUUCCCAAUGAAAUGCGGAAAAAUUCAAAACGUCCAGAGCUCUCUACACUUUUUGGAUUCAACGAAAACAUAGUUUCAAUUUGUAGCUAUGUACCGAAGAAAAAUAAGACAGUGAAUCUUCUAUCAACUGUUCACUACACGAAAGCUUGUCAAGUCAAGCUCAACAUAUGCAAAAGACGAUAA
Messenger RNA from Ctenocephalides felis (cat flea), 975 nucleotides. RefSeq names its product piggyBac transposable element-derived protein 3-like. The coding region runs from base 1 to 975 and encodes 324 amino acids. Lineage: Eukaryota; Metazoa; Arthropoda; Insecta; Siphonaptera; Pulicidae. The record is from RefSeq and is a predicted model, not a curated record. The transcript is spliced from 2 exons.